Molecule: messenger RNA, 1251 nt
Organism: Penicillium chermesinum
Lineage: Eukaryota; Fungi; Ascomycota; Eurotiomycetes; Eurotiales; Aspergillaceae
Product: Zn(II)2Cys6 transcription factor domain-containing protein
Exons: 1
Coding region: 1-1251 (416 amino acids)
Biological process (GO): regulation of DNA-templated transcription
Molecular function (GO): zinc ion binding; DNA-binding transcription factor activity, RNA polymerase II-specific
Source: RefSeq, a predicted model, not a curated record
AUGGAGCGUCCACGGUAUGCGGUCUCACGGCAAAGGUCUUGCCAGGAAUGCUCAAUCACCAAGGCUAAAUGUGACCGGCAGCCGGGAGGCUGUACGAGGUGCUGGGAACGGAACAUCCGUUGUGUGUACCCAAAGGCAACAAUCGUCAAGAAUGAAAGGACAGCACCUGCCAAUAGUGGUGGAACCGAAUCUCCGACCUCAGCAUCGACCAUGCUGAAGCCUUCAAACAUGCGCACCGUGUUGCCCUCAAGACAUUCAUCCUCGAGCUCUCCAGUCUCCUUUCACUCUCAGCAGACUGCUUCUCUUUGCCCACCUCUACUUCUACCAAGCACUGCCAAAAUGGAUACAAAUUUCUCGGCUCUGAAGCUGUCCUGCCCCAUUAAUGCGGAUGAUAUCACCGCUCGCUGGAUGAAUCCUUACAUUCCAGUGCCAGGCCAAGCCGUCAAGUCAUAUCCGCCUGCUGUCACGGCACUGAUAUCGCGAAACCUCGAGUCAUACGCGGCCAUUUCAGUCCGUGGCCGCCAUUUGGUGCCAUUCAUUCACCCUGCGCAACUCUCUGGUCUGCACGUGCACGGCGACUCGCCCCUCGUCGUAUGCUUGGGUCUGCUCCAGAGUUGGGGCGUGCCGGGUAGUGAGAAUGCGCUCAGCAGGGUGAUCUGGGACGAGAUGCGGACUAUCUGUGAUAAACGCAAUGAAUAUGAGGCGAUCGAUCUGCUGGGUGCGUUUCAAGCCUUCCUACUCUACAUGCUUGUUCUAUUCUUCCGUCUGGGCCAAACACCCGAUAACCAGCUGCGCCAAGCAAUGAUGGAUUUGCAGGCCCUCGCAACUCUGGCGGCCAAGAAGGGUCUCACGUGCAUUGCAGAUAACGAUCAUUCCUCCCCGCUGUGGGAAGAGUGGAUUGUUACUGAGGCAAAGCGUCGCACCCUUUACGUCAUGUACCUUUUCGACAGUGUUCUCUCUUCCCAAGAGAACUUGCCUACCUUCCUUGGUACGGAACUACAGGGUCUCCCUGCUCCAGCGGGUAAAUACCUCUGGCAAGCUGGAACACGGGCCGAAUGGAAGCAUCUGUAUAAUGUUCAUUUGGUGGAAUGGCCGGAGCGCUUGACGAUCGACGAGCUAUGGCCCAUUCCUGCUGAUAUGGAUGCCGCAGAGGAGAUGGAAAGGCGCAAAAGAGUCAAUCAUUGGCUCGAGGAUGUGGAUGAAUACGGAGCCAUGCUUUAUGCAGUCACGAGCAUUACCCACGGCGUCUAA